Lactuca sativa (garden lettuce) is the source of this 741-nucleotide messenger RNA. RefSeq lists its product as uncharacterized. Lineage: Eukaryota; Viridiplantae; Streptophyta; Magnoliopsida; Asterales; Asteraceae. The record is from RefSeq and is a predicted model, not a curated record.
AUGUAUCAGUAUUACACUACCGACUUGCUGCAACCAGACCCAGCCCCGCUACUAACAAGACGUGCGAUAUUAAACAGAAAUCGCGAGGAAGGACACGAACAUCUGUAUCGCGAUUACUUUGCAGAUAAUUUUGUAUACGGGGCGAAGGACUUCAAAAGAAGAUUUCGUUUGAGUAGAGAUGUGUUCUUACGAAUCACCAACACCUUGGACAGCCGGUAUGAAUUUUUUCAAUUAAGAUAUGAUGCUAGAGGUAGACGAGGGUUUACAACGUUGCAGAAAUGUGUUGCGACCAUUCGUUUGAUGGCUAUGGGGGAGUCACCCGACAUCAUGGACGACUAUAUGAGAAUGUUCGAAAGAACUGCAAGGGAGAGUUUGUAUACAUUGUCAAGGGGUGUUGUUGAAACAUUUGGAGAAGUGUAUUUGCGGAAACCUUCGUUGCAUUAUUUGCAAGAAUUGUAUGCGGCGCAUGAAGAACGUCAUGGGUUUCCCAGAAUGAUCAGAAGCAUUGAUUGCACACACUGGAAAUGGAAAAAUUGUCCGGUAGCAUGGAAAGGGCAAUACGCAAGUGGUCAUCAUGGAUCACCUUCGCUAGUUCUAGAGGCUGUUGCUUCUCAAGAUUUAUGGAUUUGGCAUGCAUUUUUUGGGGUUGCGGGUUCCAACAACGACGUCAACGUUCUUGAUCAGUCGCCAAUAUUCGACGAUCUUUUGAAUGGAAAGGCCCGAAUGCUCCUUUCACGGUGA